CACCAUGCCGGUCAAAGGAGGUACCAAGUGUAUCAAAUACCUGCUCUUUGGAUUUAACUUCGUCUUCUGGCUUGCCGGGAUUGCUGUCCUUGCCAUUGGACUAUGGCUCCGAUUUGACUCUCAGACCAGGAGUAUCUUCGAGCAGGAAAAUAACAAUUCCCACUUCUACACAGGCGUUUAUAUUCUGAUUGGAGCCGGGGCCCUCAUGAUGCUCGUGGGGUUCUUGGGCUGCUGUGGGGCUGUGCAAGAGUCCCAGUGCAUGCUGGGAUUGUUCUUUUGUUUCCUCUUGGUGAUAUUUGCCCUUGAAAUAGCCGCAGCCAUCUGGGGAUAUUCCCACAAAGAAGAGGUGAUUAACGAAGUCCAGAAAUUUUACAAGGACACUUACGAAAAGCUGAAGUCAAAGGAUGAGCCGCAGCGGGAAACACUGAAAGCCAUCCAUUAUGCAUUGGACUGCUGUGGUAUGGCUGGAGGUUUGGAACAAUUUAUCGUAGACAUUUGCCCCAAAAAGGAGCUGAUUCCAACCAUCACAAUAAGGUCCUGCCCUGAAGCCAUCAAGGAGGUCUUCAACAACAAGUUCCACAUCAUCGGCGCCGUGGGCAUCGGAAUCGCUGUGGUGAUGAUAUUUGGCAUGAUCUUCAGCAUGAUCCUGUUGUGCGCUAUCCGUAGGAACCGUGAGAUGGUCUAGA
This is a messenger RNA of Elephantulus edwardii (Cape elephant shrew), 686 nucleotides long. It is a transcript of the gene CD9, whose product is annotated as CD9 molecule. The transcript has 8 exons. The record is from RefSeq and is a predicted model, not a curated record. The coding region runs from base 5 to 685 and encodes 226 amino acids. NCBI's taxonomy places the organism in Eukaryota, Metazoa, Chordata, Mammalia, Macroscelidea, Macroscelididae. Gene Ontology annotation, cellular component: membrane.